AUGGAUAGUUCAUUAGGUGAACGAAGCCAUAAACCCAAAUUUGGAAUGAUGUUCAAGUCUGCUGAAAAUGCAUAUGACUUUUACAAUGCAUACGGACGUGAAGUUGGAUUUAGUGUGAGAAGGGAUUAUUCCAAUAAAAACUAUAAAACUGAAGAAAUUAGUUCUGCCCAAUUUGUAUGUUGCAAGGAGGGUUAUAGAGGAAACGAUAAAAGGGACCAUCUUACAAAAGAAGCUAAGGCAGAAACAAAGGUCGAAUGUGGUGCAUUCAUGUAUAUAAAUUUUGAAAGGGAGGAAGGAAUAUAUUUCGUAGACAGAAUUGAAGAGAAGUACAAUCAUAAACUUAUUAGAAAAGAUUGCACUCAUUUGAUGCCUUCCCAACAGAACAUCUUUGUACCUCAAGCAAUUGACAUCGAGUUGGCAAAUGAUUCUGGACUACCAGUUGGUUCUUCAUAUGAACUAAUGGGACGACAAUCCGGGGCAAGAGAAGCGUUUGGGUUUACAAAAUUGGACAAAGAUGACUUGAUAACCAAUAAAUUUUGGGCCGAUGUAAGGAUGAUUAUUGACUAUGGUCAUUUUGGAGAUAUUGUGUCAUUCGACACAACAUACACGGUGAAUAAUGUGAAUCGACCAUUUGCUGUUUUUGUUGGUUUGAAUCAUCACAAAGAAACAGUUACAUUUGGAGGUGUUUUGAUGUAUGAUGAGACAGCGGAUUCAUUUGUGUAG
Cornus florida is the source of this 723-nucleotide messenger RNA. RefSeq names its product protein FAR1-RELATED SEQUENCE 5-like. NCBI's taxonomy places the organism in Eukaryota, Viridiplantae, Streptophyta, Magnoliopsida, Cornales, Cornaceae. The record is from RefSeq and is a predicted model, not a curated record. The transcript has 2 exons. Bases 1 to 723 code for a protein of 240 amino acids. Gene Ontology annotation, biological process: regulation of DNA-templated transcription.